Messenger RNA from Dicentrarchus labrax (European seabass), 2570 nucleotides. RefSeq names its product DEAD (Asp-Glu-Ala-Asp) box polypeptide 31 (gene ddx31). Gene Ontology annotation, biological process: ribosome biogenesis. Lineage: Eukaryota; Metazoa; Chordata; Actinopteri; Moronidae. The transcript has 21 exons. Gene Ontology annotation, cellular component: nucleus. Gene Ontology annotation, molecular function: nucleic acid binding; ATP binding; RNA helicase activity. Bases 86 to 2269 code for a protein of 727 amino acids. The record is from RefSeq and is a predicted model, not a curated record.
AUGUACACUAAAUCAGCUGUGAAGAAGGCGUGGCCUCAGUGACGUAGCAGGAAGCGUUCUCCACGCGGUGCUUCACGGUGUGUUGAUGAUGUCAUCAGCAGAGGACCAGCUGUGUUUGAACAUCAGCAGCAGUUUCUCCUCCUCUUCAUCGGCUCGGAGGAAGCCAGUGAGUGCUCAGCAGAGAUGGGCCAGAAAGAAGCAGAGAGCAGAGGAGAGGAAGCUCGGCUCCAUAGAGGAGGAGAGGAAGAGGAGCUUCAAACAGAGGAGAGUGCAGCCCAGUGAGGAGGAGGAGGAGGAGGAGGAGGAGGAGGAGGCUCAGUCGGCAGACAGGAGGACACCACAGAGGAAGAAGGAUGGAGGCGCCAUCAAGACUUCCUCUCUGUUCAAACACAACCCGGAGAUCCCAGAGAUCCACAGAGCCGCCGUCUCUCAGGUGAAGGAGCAGAUCUUCACCACGGACUCCUUCUCAGACCUGGACCUGCACCCUCACCUGGUGGCGACACUGAACAAAGUCCUGAAUGUUUCCACAGUGACCAGUGUUCAGAAACAGACGAUUCCAGUACUUCUGUCGGGACGAGACGCUGUGGUUCGCUCUCAGACGGGAUCAGGUAAGACCCUGUCUUACGCCAUCCCUGUGGUCCAGAGUCUUCAGGCGGUUCAGCAGAAGGUCAGCAGGUCUGAUGGUCCUCUGGCUGUCGUCAUCGUCCCCACCAGAGAGCUGGCCCAGCAGACGUUUCAGACCUUCCAGAAGCUCCUGAAGCCGUUUACCUGGAUCGUCCCAGGUGUGCUGAUGGGAGGAGAGAAGAGGAAAGCAGAGAAGGCCAGGCUUCGUAAAGGCAUUAACAUCCUGGUAUCGACUCCGGGCCGUCUGGUGGAUCACAUCAGGAACACUCUGAGUAUCGCCUUCAGUGGCGUCCGCUGGCUGAUUCUGGACGAGGCCGACCGGACGUUGGACCUGGGCUUCGAGAAGGAUCUGACCGUCAUAUUAAACAGUCUGAACUCGACGGGUCCGAGCAGACAGAACGUGUUGCUGUCGGCGACGCUCACUCACGGUGUGACCCGGUUAGCAGAUGUUUGUCUCAACGACCCAGUCAGCAUCCACGUGUCUGGCCCCGCCUCCUCUGACCUCACCAGCAGCUCCGCUGUGACCUCUGACCCCGGCGCAGCCAGCCAGUUGGAGAGCUUCACUGUGCCAGAGGCUCUGAAGCAGUUUGUGGUGGUGGUUCCCAGUAAGAUCAGACUGGUUUGUCUGGCUGCUUUCAUACUGGACAAAUGCAAGUUUUCUCAGAACAACAAACUCAUCGUCUUCGUCUCGAGCUGCGAGGCCGUCGAGUUCCUCCACACUCUGUUCACCGCCGUCCUCGCGGGGCCCUCGGCCAAUCCUCAGCUCAGCUUCCUGCGUCUCCAUGGCAACAUGAAGCAGGAGGAGCGCUCGGAGGUCUUCCAGCAGUUUUCAGUGUCUCCGUCUGGAGUGCUGCUCUGUACGGAUGUCGCAGCCAGAGGACUCGACCUUCCUCAGGUCACCUGGAUCGUUCAGUACACUCCUCCGACGGCGGCGACAGAGUACGUUCACCGCGUCGGUCGCACGGCUCGUAUCGGAGGAAGAGGAAGCAGCCUCAUCUUCCUCACCCCGGCUGAGACCGGCUUCAUCAACGAGCUGGCCAAUCACAACAUCAGCCUGUCAGACAUGAAGCUGCAGGACAUCCUGUCCAGUCUGAUGCAGGACGACACCUACAGGGGGCGGGGCAAGUACCACAGCAAGACGUCGUCCAGAGCUCUGGAGCAGGAGACCAGAGAGCGAGCGACAGUCCUGCAGACGGAGUUUGAGAACUUUGUCCACGCAGACGUUCAGUCGGUUCAGGCUGCUAAGAAAGCGCUGCAGUCCUUCCUGCGGGCGUACACCACCUACCCCGCCCACCUCAAACACGUCUUCCACAUCCGCUCCCUCCACCUGGGACACGCCGCCAAGAGCUUUGGCCUCAGAGACGCUCCGCAGGGCCUGAGCGCCACCAAGGGCCCCUCGGGACCCGGGUCCAGGAUCCACAACAAGAACCAGAACCAGAACCAGGCCAGGAGUCCGCUCAACAACCAGAAGAAGGCGUCCAGCAGCCGAGCUGGAGAGAAGAGGUUCUCUGCCGGGCAGCGAGAGGUCCGUCUGUCCCGCUUCGAGUUCUCCAACGGGUUGGAGGGAGGAGACGCCAAGAAGAAGAAGAAGAAGAAGAAGAAGACAUUUGAUGCGUCAGGAGAAGAAGAGGAGGAGGAGGAGUAAUGAAGAGGAAGAGGAGUAAUGAGGAAGAGGAGCAGGUGACUCCUCACUGUCAGUAAACUGUACAGGACUAUUAUAGGAUGUCUGCAGGUCCUGAUAAUGUCAGACUGUGUUCAGACUCAUUUUAGGGACGUGAUUCACAAACAGUCCUGAAGACGCGUCGGCGUGGAGGUCGACUAGCUUCCUGCUGACCUCUGAACUGGUGUCUCUUUUUUCACACUGUGAGGAACUCUUUAUCCUCUUUAUCUUCUUUAUCUUCUUUAUCUUCCUUCUGUUCAUUAAAGCUGGACCUUUUUCUAACCAA